Penicillium robsamsonii is the source of this 2004-nucleotide messenger RNA. Its product is annotated as Zn(II)2Cys6 transcription factor. Gene Ontology annotation, molecular function: RNA polymerase II cis-regulatory region sequence-specific DNA binding; zinc ion binding; DNA-binding transcription factor activity, RNA polymerase II-specific. The record is from RefSeq and is a predicted model, not a curated record. Gene Ontology annotation, biological process: DNA-templated transcription; positive regulation of transcription from RNA polymerase II promoter by galactose. The coding region runs from base 1 to 2004 and encodes 667 amino acids. NCBI's taxonomy places the organism in Eukaryota, Fungi, Ascomycota, Eurotiomycetes, Eurotiales, Aspergillaceae. The transcript has 6 exons. Gene Ontology annotation, cellular component: nucleus.
AUGUUUGAGGCAUCGGAUAAAACCCCCGCGAGUUGGAGAAUCCCUCGUGCAUGCCAGGAAUGCCGCAGGCGUAAAAUCAAAUGCAAUGGCCUGACCCCGUGCAAAACCUGCCAAUUGCGCAAUACAUCGUGUAUAUAUAGAGACUAUAUUCGCCAUCGGCGAAAAAAACAUGAGUAUGAGGAAGUCGGCGAGAGGAAUUCAAGUCGUCAUGGCUCCCCGAGUGGAGUGCCACCAUCGGGGCGGCGCACAACCUCCGUCAUGAAUGACUUCCCAAAUAGUGUGUCUGCAACACAUAUGGCAUCGCCGUCAUGUCAGAUGCAGCUAUACUAUGGCCCUACCUCUCAUUUCUCUCUCAUGCAGCAUAUCUAUCGAGAUCUCGUCUCCAAUCCUACCUCUCAGCCUGAACCGUCUGGCGGGGUUGAGGAAGCUGGAGCUGGCUUGGACCUGUUUAGCUUCCGUCGCAUUUUUUUCGGAACUCCAGAUUUCCAUGAGACCAACAAGUCACUCGGGACAGGGGAUUUGUCCAUGAUGUUCUUGCCGUAUGACCUAGCCAAGCUUUUUCUAUCGCGGUAUCUCUCCAGCCUUUAUCAUCUGAUACCACUCCGGCCCAAGAUAUAUUAUGAGCAAUGUCUGGACCAAAUGUAUAGCUCUUCGCCCACAGACCAUCUAGAUGUGUUCACCCAUGCGAUCAUUCUCCUUAUCAUGGCAAGCGCGGCACUCGGCACGGAUCAUUUUGCUUGGGGUGAUGUGUUGUUCGAGCGUGUUAAGGGUUCACUGACCGCGUUUGAUGACGCGAACGAACAAGGUCGACCCAACUCAACGUUCUUGCAUUUGGGUUCUGCUUGUCGCAAAGCCUUAUCAGCAGGUCUGCAUAAAGAUGUUCCUCAUGAUAUUGCUCAAACGCCGGAAAACAUUGAAGAACGACGGGUGACCUUCUGGUCUAUUUACAUCUAUGAAACCUGGUUCUGUUAUCAUGCAGGUCGUCCAAGUUCCCUUUCCCUUAAAGACGUCGCGAUCGAGUAUCCGCAGGAUCCAUUUAUUCGAUUAUUGGUGCGGCUUUGCAAAACCAUCACUCGGUCUGUUAAUGAGAUAUAUGGCCAGCGACAUGAAUCUCUUCUGCAUAUGUGGAGAGUUGCUCGAUCCAUUGCAGAUGACAUACGUGGUCUUGAAGCACAUCUAAAGCAAGUUUUGGGCCAUGGGCUCGACGAUAGCAUCCAGGCGGGAUCCCUUGGGCUAGUGUACAAUCACACGCUUCUUCUCACAUUUCGCCCGUUCCUGAUAUUUCGCGGCCACUGGCAGCGUGAGAGGAACAUCACACUCAACCAGUCUAGCACAAAUGUCACAAAUCGUCCGAGUGAAGCACCUUCCUGGCUCAAUGAAGCCUGCAAUCUUGCCAUCACUGCCGCCCAAAAAACCCUCCAUCACCUAUGUGAAGCCUCAAGAGUCAAUGAUCUUGUUCUGGAAUUGCGAUACCACGGGUAUUUUUUCGGUAGUUCUGUAUUUACUCUCAUCUAUGAGUUUCUGCACAACCCGAAUGUCGCGCCUGUCUAUCUGCCAUGGGUUUAUGCUUCAUUGCAAACCUUGUCAACCAUGCGAGCUGGUGACCCGAUCGCAAGCACAAUUUCAGCCGUACAGACGGUGCUUCGUAAUAUUAAUCCAUCAUACGAAUGGUUACCUUUACUAACACCGACUGAGAAUAAAAUUGCGCCCCCAGGAGGGACAGCCAUACAUCAAGGCCUCACCCCCGACCGUAGGCAUCAACCAAACAACGCUGCAAUCUUCCAGAACCCGCCGCUGGGAAUGCGGUCUGACAUGCUGGCAUCUCCUUGGAACUUUCCGCAGGUACAAAAUCCGGAAAACCCAGAAACUAGAGGGUCUGUGGGCUCCGGAGAAGACUUGCUUGAUUUCACUCAGUCUGACAUGGGCUGGGAUUUCGAUUUCUCUACCAUGGACCUGGAGGCGUUCUUUUCGGUUUAUCAGUCGAAUAAUGCUCCGGGCCUUUGA